Messenger RNA from Bemisia tabaci, 1123 nucleotides. The record is from RefSeq and is a predicted model, not a curated record. Lineage: Eukaryota; Metazoa; Arthropoda; Insecta; Hemiptera; Aleyrodidae.
AUCUAACCUAUAACGGCGAUUAAUCCAAUCACAAAAACAGAUGGAUUUGUUAACAAUUUGGCAACAUUACUUUAAAAUGGCUCUAUGUAACCAUGUAUUUUUACAGUGUGUCUCAAAAAUUCUUCGUCAUUGCUGGAUCUCACCGUUGCUAGGUUCACUCACAUGGGAUGAGCACGUGUGCACGUGGGACACUUUUCUGCAAACGUUGGCAACAGUCCUGCCCAAUCUACCCGCUCAAAUUCUUUUGUUUCGCGGAAAUUUUCGUCCUUGAUCAAUCUCCAUCAUCAUUGUUACCGUGUUACGUUACGUUACGUGUUCGUGUUUGUUUCUUAAUUAAAUGUGGUGCUAUUAAUGCUAUUAUUGAAACUAAACUAUGGAAGUGGAUGUGGAAGAAGAAGAGAUACAACUUCACCUAUCCUCGAACGAUGAUUCCUGCAGUUCAAACCAACCGCAGCAGCGAAACCUUACUGUAGAAGUAGAAAUUCACGCUCCUCCAACCAAGAGUAGACAUUCAGAGGAAGUUCAUGGUCCUUCAAAAGCCAGUUCAGAUGAACUAAGCGACAUUUUAAAAAAGCAUAAGCUUUCCCUUAUCGUCGAUGAAUCCACUGACAAAGGCGACUCAAAAAACCUUGUUCUAGCCACUAGGUAUUUCGGCAGUAAAGUGUGCGAUGCCAGAGAUAGAUUCUUUGAUUUAAUUACUCUCCCUAAAGGUAAAGCAGAUCAUGUAUCUCUUUAUAAUUCAGUUAAAACGUCAUUUGAGCAGAAAGAUGUUCCUUAUAAAGAAAACUUGAUUGGGUUUGGUGCUGAUGGUUGUAAUGUUAUGCAUGGCUGUCACCAUUCAGUUAAAACUUUGUUAAUGAAGGAUUGUCCUUUUCCUUUUACGUCAACAUGUAUUUGCCAUUCUUUUGCAUUGUGCGUAAAUAAAGGGGUUGCAGAGCUCCCUAGACAUUCAGAAGAUUGCUUACGAGACUUUUGCAAUUUUAUUAAAAAUAGUGCCAUCAGAUAUGCGCAUUUGAAGGCGUAUCAGGUUAUAUGUGAGCUUAAACCAAAUAAAAUGUUGAAAAAAGUAGACACUCGAUGGCUGUCAUUAGGAGAUGUUAUGGCCCGGGUUAUCCGUUAUGAU